Staurois parvus is the source of this 396-nucleotide messenger RNA. Lineage: Eukaryota; Metazoa; Chordata; Amphibia; Anura; Ranidae. The record is from the annotation of a GenBank genome assembly.
AUAUAUAUAUACACUAUAUUGCCAAAUUAUUGGGACACCCCUCCAAAUCAUUGGAUUCAGGUGUUCCAAUCACCUCCAUGGCUACAUGUGUAUAAAAUCAAGCACCUAGGCAUGCAGAAUGCGUCUACAAACAUUUGUGAAAUAAUGGGUUGCUCUCAGGAGCUCAGUAAAUUCAAUCAUGGUACCGUGAUAGGUUGCCAGCUGUGCAAUAAGUCCAUCUGUGAAAUUUCCUUGUUACUAAAUAUUCCACAGUCAACUGUUAGUGGUAUUAUAACAAAGUGGAAGCAACUGGGAACAACAGCAACUCUGCCAUGAAGUAGUAGUCCACGUAAAAUGACAGAGCAGGGUCAGCUCAUGCUGAAGCUCACAGUGCACAGAUGUUGCCAACUGUCUGCA